Cuculus canorus (common cuckoo) is the source of this 5200-nucleotide messenger RNA. Its product is annotated as fas-binding factor 1 homolog. Gene Ontology annotation, biological process: cilium assembly; establishment of epithelial cell polarity. Gene Ontology annotation, cellular component: ciliary transition fiber; ciliary basal body; centriole. Bases 177 to 3392 code for a protein of 1071 amino acids. The record is from RefSeq and is a predicted model, not a curated record. The transcript has 29 exons. NCBI's taxonomy places the organism in Eukaryota, Metazoa, Chordata, Aves, Cuculiformes, Cuculidae.
GGGCGGGGCAGGGGCAGCCCGCGGUACCGGUCGCUGCGCGCGGGGUCCGGGACGCUCCGGCCGCCGCGGUAGGAGGUUGACGUGAGUGUGACCCGCGGUGUUGGUCCCCUGCAAACUGGACGUGGGGAGAAUCUGUAAACGGACUUGCUGGAGCAAGGGGAGGCUGGGAUCCUGCCAUGGCUGCAAAACUCAAGAGAGAUUUUGGCGGCUCUUUGGAUGCCAUCCUUGAUGACCUCCUGGGAUCUGACGAUGAAGCCCCUGCUAAACCCACCAGAGCUUCCCAGCUGGGUGGAAGGGCCCAGAGCACUAGCGUGCAGGCCAGCAAGAAGUCCUUUCUAAAGGAUGAUUUCAUCAGCAAACUCCCUGCAGAGGACACCGGAGCUGCAGAGGGAUCCAGUGCCUCCGACGCGGACGCACAGGCUGUGCUGCAGACCCUGAAGGAUAUAGAGGAGAUGGAAGCCGAUCUCUUGGGAAUAUCGAAACCCAGUUCUGGGCCACGGAAGACAAGCGUGAAAGGUGCUGGGAAGCACGACUCCUUGGGAGGAGCUGGGAAACCACCAACUCAUGAGAAAGAGCCACCCCAGACACCCCUGCACACCGCGACCCCUGUCCGGAGGAGGAGGCGGGAGUUCACGUUUGAAGAGGAUGGUGACGACCUGCUGAAUAUGCUGGGGCUUGACAGUGGCCUGAAGGGAGAUGGGCAGCAGGGAAAGAAGGCGGAAGAAGAGGAGCUGCGGCCAGCCCGCUCCAAGCUGGACGAGUUGCUGGGACGAGGCUCCAUGGCCAAAGUCCUGGAACAGUCAGUCAUGGGAGACCGUAAAGAGUUCCAACUGGAUAAGAAGUGCCAAAAGCAGCCAGAGAAGGAAGAGGGUUGUAAGGAGGAGGAUUUUGUCUUUGGAGCUUACCAGCCCUCAGUGGCCUCGACAGUGAAGCACCGGCCGGCGAGGAGGCCGUCUGUAAGGAGGUUUUCAGCUGAGAACAGCAGCGAACCAAAACCAGAGCCACGCUCCAAACCCCCUCCUGCAAGCAGGAGCCCUGUGCAGGGCAGCAGGACUGGAGGCGACUGGCUGGGUUUGAAAGACAAGGAUUUUCUGGAUUCGGAGCCUCCGUCUCCAGCGAAGGCCAGUCCUGCAGCGAGCGACCCCAGCCCCACCAGCCCGCUCCCAGCUGCAGAGCAAGCAGCAACCAAACCCAGCCCAGUGGAGGAGGAGAGCUGGCUGACGGCUGCCUUGUCUCGCAAGAAAGCCCAGGCAGAGGCAAAGGCACGGGCCCAGGAGAGAAGUGCCGAGCCCUCGGAGGCCCAAGGCAAAGAGCUGGAUCCACACUCUCCCAUCAGGCAGAUGGCCGCCUCCGCAGGAGCCCCGCAGCAGGCAGCUGCCUCGCAGGAGAAGGUAGCGACUGCAGACGGCUCCGGGCAGCCAAUCCCCUGGCUCAGCACCCCAAAAGCAGCCCCAGCUCACCCGUCAGAGGCUGCAAACAAGGUUCCCUCCAGAGACGCCAGUGCACUCGUCCCCACAGCCCUGAUCCUAGGAGAGCAGGAGACGCCGAGCUCUCAGGUGGGCACCCCUCGGGCACAUCUCCAGGCUGUCCCGCAGCAGCAGGCAGUGUCCUCAGCCCUGGGCUCGCUACAGGAAAGGCGGCUGAGGUUUCCCGCACCCCAGCUCUAUGAGGAUGCAUCCGGCUGUCAGGCAGCACUGCUCAGCACCCAGGCCCGUGUGGCAGAGCUGGAAAGCCAGGUCCGGACACUGAAGCUGGAGCAGGCGCAGCACAGACUGUUGCUGGAGAGUCUCCAGCAGCGGCACCGCGAGGACCUAGAACUCCUCGAGAGUGCCCACAGGAGCCGGGUGAAGGUGAUGGAGGAGACCUACGGGCAGCGGGAGGAGCGGCUGCGGCAGGAGAAGGAGCAGCUGGUGGCUCAGCUGCUAUCGCAGAGCCGGGAUGCAGAGCAGGCACGAGCGGAACUAGUGGCACAGCACCAGCAACGCCUCGCCACGCUGGAGCAGCAGAGCGCACUGGAGCUGGAGCGGCUGCGGGAACUGCAGAGGGUUUCUGUCCAAGAGAUGCGCAAAGACCAUGAAGAGCAGCUCCAGCGGCUGAAGCAGCUGAAAGAUCAGGAGAUCGACACAGUGACUAGUGCUGCUUCGCACGCCAGGUCUCUGAAUGGCGUCACUGAGCAGAUGGAGAAGUUCUCCAGUGACCUGCACAACCUUUUGCACAAGGUGGAGGCCAUGCACCACAGUACCUCCCAGGAGCUGGCCCUGGGGGCACAACAUCGCGACCAGCAGCUCAAGGUGCUCCAGGACUGGAUGUCACAGCAGCAGAGGGACAUGGAGGAGGAGCGGAGCCGGCUGCAGGAGGUGAUUGCCAGAAUGGAGAGCAGGCUGGGCGAGCAGACUCGGCUGCUGGAACAGGAGCGAUGGAGGGCAACAGCAGAGCAAUCCAAAGUGGAAUCACUGCAGCACUCGCUGGAGGAGCAGUGGCGAAUCAUGACCCAGCAGCUCUCCAUGGAACGAGCAGAGCUGGAGAGGGCAAAGAGUGCUUUGCUGGAGGAGCAAAAGUCAGGGAUGCAGAAGUGCUCGGAGGAACGACGGAAGCUGGCAGCGGAGUGGGCCGAGUUUCGCACCCAGCAGCAGCUGAGCAGGCAGUGGAUGGAGCGUGAAACGGAGCGCACCUUGCAGAUGCACUCCCAGAGAGAGGGCACCAUCCUGAGCCUGGCCAAGGAGCAGGCAGACCUGAAGAUCUGGAGCCGUGAGCUGAAAGCCAAGGAGGAGCAGCUGGCAAGGGACAGGGAGCUGCUGGAUGAGGCCUGGCGGGAGCUGAGGCUGGAGAAGGAGAAGGUGAACAGGUCUGCACUGCGCAUCCAGCAGCAGGAAGAGAAGAUUAAAAGCAUGACCAACCUCUCAUCCCAGAAGUAUGACCAAGGGGAGAGAGCCUUGCGGGAAGCGUGCAGGAUGGAGUCGGAGCAGCAGGGCAGGCUGCAGGUCAUGCAGCAGCACUUGAAGCAGCAGGAACAGCAUCUGCAUGAGGACCAGCUGAGCAUGGCUUACCAGAGGCAACAGCUCCAAAAGCUAUGUGAGGAUCUGCCCAGCAACCCUGCGAUGCUGCCUACCGCAGAGCAGGACCUCAGUGCCCCUGUGAAAGGCCUCUCCACACUGUCAGCGGCACCGUACAGCAGGGGGGUUCUUCCAGACUUUCCGCCUCCUCUCGGGACGCUCCCUCGGCACAACCUGGGGAGGAGCAGGGAAACCCUGGCCGUGGCUGGCUCCAUGGAGUUCUACAUCACCCUGCUGAAGUACAGCGCCCUGCAGGACCACCGCUUCCUCGAGGAAGAGGAUCUCUUCCUGGAGAGCCUGAGGAAUGCACCUCACCGCACUGCCCCGCGCUCAGGCUGAGCUGGGAGCCAUCGUCCCCUCUCGUCCUCGCUGGGGGCCGCUGUGCCCCCAUCGGGAAGGAAAGCAGAGAAUAAAGAACCCCAUUUCUCAGCUGCGGCGCCCUCCUUCUCUUUAAAACUGUGUUCCGUGCACGAUCCCCGGAGCUGCGGGGCCGCGGGGGCUGUGUGCGCCAUUCCAUUCAUGGGGACGCGGGGCCUUUCCCAAAGCCCGACAUCAGCCUGCCAGGUGAGAAGAGGCUGCGGGCAAAGAAAGUCAAGGAAAGGAAAAAGAUCCUGCAGGAGAACCACCAGGAUGCGGAGAUGGAAAGAGCAGCACGGCUCCAGGCUGGUUGGUGCCCCACCACCCCGUACCUGUCCCGGCCACCAGGGUCCCGGUCACCUCCUGCAGCGUUUCUCUCUCCCGGCAGUGCUGAUCCCCCUCGAUGAAGUUGGAGCGGAGUGGGAGAAGACCAGCGGCCCCUUCCACAAACAGCGCAUGGCAGAGCACUGCGGGAUAUUCCGUGACUUGUUCAAGGGGGCCACGUUCACCCCCUGGGUCUCCCCAAGGGUGGAGUACAACCAAGAAGGGAUGGGGGAGUUUCUUUUGCGGACUUCCUUUUCCACCUCUGUUGUAUAGACUCUGGGAUGAUGUGGGAAAUAGUUGCCUACCAGGAUGCUGCAGGACAAGAGGUUCGCCUGAUCUCUUGUGUUUGCGUCCAUUUCCAGCUAUAGCCUCAAGAUGUGAACCUUUAGCACGUUUGACUUCUACAGAAAGCACGAGGAUGCAAUGACCCCGGCAGGGCUGGCGUUUUUCCAGUGUCAGUGGCACAGCUCCGUUACCCGGGUCUUCCAUCAGCUGCUCAGUAAGAAAUGUGCGGGGAUGCUGGACGGGCCCAAAACGCGAAGGGGCAGUGAACCGAACUGCGGCUGGAGGCUCGUGCCUAGUCCUGGCACUUGUCUAGGGUCUGUUGCAGCACAGCACGGGUAAUUCGUGAGCCGUCCUCCACCAGACUCUCAGCAGUCUGAGGAAACAACCUCUAAAAGGCCAUUUGGAAUGAGCCUUUUAAAAUGUUACAGAGAAGCCUUCAGCCUGGCGUGCUUGACCAGCUGUGGCUUGAGGGCCCCCACUGGUGAAGGAAAGAGCCUGGCGUUUGGACCCGAGACGUGUUACUAACGCUCUGUAUCACCCCUUGCAGAUAUGAGGGGGCCUGUGUUUGAAUUCGUGCGGCCGCCUGUUUACCAUCCUCCACAGCUGAAGUUCCCACGCCACCAGCCGCUGAGGUACCUGGGCAGAUACCGAGACAGCGAGGAGCCCACCUACGGCAUUUACUAGGGGCAUGGCCCCCUCCCAAGGGGAUGAUGGCCGGGCGGAUGGGGCUGCCGGCUUCCCUACAUUCAGGCAGCUCUGGAGCCACCUGUGCCUCUGUAAGGAGGUGGCAAAGUCAGCCCCUCGGCUCCAACUCCCCUGUGUUGGCGGUUGCACAGUGGGAGCGACAGGCGUUUGCUGUGCUGGCAGCCGUGUUGUGGGCAAAGGGCUCCUUGAAGAGGACUUUCACAGGUGAAAGCAGGCUGGAAUCUUGCUGCUUCUGCUGUGGCAGAACUGAUCAGUAAGGGAGGCAGGGUUGAGUCCCCAGAGAUGCCCAGCUUUGCUUCUCUGCAAGGAUCACGGUUCUCCUUUCGCCUGUUUGUGCAACAAACGGAGCCAGGCAGCCUGGAUUCCCUCCGCUUGUAGCGCUGCAAUUCAGGACUGUCAGCUUUCAUUCACGCAGUCCUCUUAAAGAGGUGGCUCUGAUUAAACACACUAUGAGUGAUGCUGGCGGUGCUGCCUUG